Molecule: messenger RNA, 2358 nt
Organism: Rhododendron vialii
Lineage: Eukaryota; Viridiplantae; Streptophyta; Magnoliopsida; Ericales; Ericaceae
Product: probable protein phosphatase 2C 55
Exons: 6
Coding region: 434-1975 (513 amino acids)
Source: RefSeq, a predicted model, not a curated record
CUAAAUAUUCGUGCCAAGUGCCAACCAUCCAUUCAUCUGUCACUUUCAAGUGGAAGGCUAGGGUUUGUUUGGCACGAAGCUUCCCGACAGGCGCAGAUCAGAGAGAGAGAGAGAGAGAGAGAGAGAGAGGAUUAGGGAGAGACAGAUAUCCUCGUGGCGCCUACCUACCUUCAUCUUCAAGGGUUUAUGUUCAUCACCAGCUUCGGACAGCUGCCCGAGUUCUAGGGCUUGUCGUUUGAGCUCCGGCGGGGGUUUUUUGCUGCUUCGGAUUUAUUGAGAUAAGGUUAUUAAUUUUAUGUUAGACAUUGUCGAGUGGAGGGGUAUGCUACUUGUUAGAUGUAUGGAGUUAUGAGAUCCGUUGCCCAGCGUGCUAGUGGUUUUGGUAUCUGUAAUUACUGGUUACAAGACAAAUUGCUUUGUUUUAGAGGGUAAAAUGCCAUCUAAUUAUUUCUCCAGUCUUGGUGCUGCCUUCAAGCGGGAAAUCCAGAGAUCAAUAUCAGGGAAAGAAGUUGCCCUCCAAGACUCAUUGGGUGUAUUUGUUGGCCAGGGGAAAUUGUUGUUUGGCAGCACUAGAUGGUUCCAUUCCAGAGCAGCGUUUGCAACUCAUGCUGAUCUUCAUGUGCUUGUACAUCCAGGAACUCUUGUUGCUGCACAAUCGAAUUUGCAUUUGGUAAACCAAAGAAGGAAUCUCUCAGUUGUUGGAGCACUUUCUCGUACAUUUUCUAUUCCGUCUAUUUCAGGACCUGCAUUUCAGAUUUGUGGUUAUCAUGUUGAUUGCCUACUAUCUCAACCCAGCCAAUUUUCUUCGGGCAUACAGUCGCAGAAGACACGCAUGGCUUUUUGUGGUUCUAGAGCUGCAUUUGGUGACUGUUCCGUAAACAAUUUAACUUCAAAGCUUGGGCAGCUCACAGUUUCAACAAAUAAUGCUGCUAUUUUUUACAGCAACAGAAGUGUUCACAGGUGCACAAACGUCAGAAUGGGUCUGGAGAAUACAGGACUACUCAACAACUGUUUUGUUAACGGAUACGUCAUACACACUGGUACGAAAAGGAGUGGCAACUCAAUUCCGUGCUUGAGGUUUGAGUUAAAGUGCUUUCACAGCUCGUCACCUGCAUGUUCUUCUGCUGAGACUGCUCCUGAUGUGUCCUUUGAUAACUCUGGACGUGCGGAACAGAAGGAUCUAGCAGGGAGAACACUGAAGCUAGUUUCAGGUUCAUGCUACUUGCCUCAUCCAGAAAAAGAAGAAACUGGUGGGGAGGAUGCUCACUUUAUUUGUGAGGAUGAACAAGCAAUUGGUGUGGCGGAUGGUGUUGGUGGUUGGGCUGAUCUGGGUGUUGAUGCAGGGCAAUUUGCUCGCGAACUCAUGUCUCAUUCAGUAGCUGCAGUUAGGGAGGAGCCUAAGGGUUCUAUUGACCCAGCCAGGGUCUUGGAGAAGGCUCACUCAAGCACAAAAGCCAAAGGAUCCUCAACUGCUUGUAUCAUAGCCCUCACCGAUCAGGGUUUACAUGCUAUUAAUUUAGGAGACAGUGGGUUCAUUGUGGUUAGAGAUGGAUGCACCAUUUUCCGAUCCCCUGUACAGCAGCAUGAUUUCAAUUUCACAUAUCAACUGGAGAGUGGAACUGGUGGUGAUUUGCCUAGCUCUGGCCAGGUUUUUACAAUACCUGUUGCUCCAGGAGAUGUUGUCAUUGCUGGCACCGAUGGACUAUUUGAUAAUUUGUACAACAAUGAGGUUACUGCAGUGGUGGUUCAUGCCGUGAGAGCUGGCUUGGGGCCUCAAGUUACAGCUCAGAAGAUAGCAGCACUGGCACGUCAACGAGCACAGGAUAAGAAUCGACAAACACCAUUCUCAACUGCUGCACAAGAUGCUGGAUUCCGUUAUUAUGGUGGGAAGCUUGAUGACAUAACUGUUGUUGUCUCCUAUAUUACCAGCACGAGCAAUGAGUCCUCUUCUCCUUCAACCAGCGACUCUGGUUAGAGACUUUGUGCUGGGUUUCUUGGUUUGAAACAUUACAAUCGAGUUGCAAGUUUGGACGUUGGGCAUUUGAUGCUCGUCUUGGUGUUCAACCAGCAAGCACACCCCGUCUAUUCACUCUCCUUGGCAAAUGAUCUUGUUCUUGAACCGCUGCUGAUGUACAUAUUAGAUGUUUCACGUUCUCUGCAUUUUUGUUGGGAUGGAGGUAAGGUUUUGGGUAUGGAGUUGGGUUCGCGGUAUCAGCUAAUUGGACAGGCAUAGUUAAGAAACUUUGAAAGGGAAGGGAGAGCCCAAAUUGUGUGUUUCGAUGAUUAUUUGGAACACUUGUUACUUGUAAGGGGACAUCUUUGGGCUUUUCCAAGUUAUAUAAGGUGACUUGUGCUAUA